Molecule: messenger RNA, 3052 nt
Organism: Anopheles funestus (African malaria mosquito)
Lineage: Eukaryota; Metazoa; Arthropoda; Insecta; Diptera; Culicidae
Product: lipoma-preferred partner homolog
Exons: 2
Coding region: 323-2173 (616 amino acids)
Biological process (GO): cell-cell adhesion
Cellular component (GO): stress fiber; focal adhesion
Source: RefSeq, a predicted model, not a curated record
UCACCGCCAGCCCGGGUGCUAUAAAAACCACCAGCCUCUAGUCACCUUGGUGCAUACAUCAGGUGUCAUUUUGGCACUUGACGCAGAGCCGUCCAGCCGAGCGCUUUAUCUGCGUGUGCGGAAGUGCCAUUAAUCAUCAGCUGAGGUCACACACGUCUGUAAGCGUUUGUCGAUAGGCAGUGGAUCCCUUUCGUGCACGAACUAGCAAACAACCCCUAAAGUGCACAGUUUGUUCUUCGGAAAAAAAGUUUGGGGUGCGGCACGUAGUGCAAAAUAGGUGAUAUUCGCAGUUAAAGCUCUACAAGCAGGCUAAAAGGUGAAGAUGGAAGACUUGAAGGAACAAUUUCCUGCAUACAACUCCGUGCUGCGACAAUCGAAUGGACAACAAAGACCGUACCACAGCACCGGUCUUCCGGACUGUCCACCCAAUGGGGCAGGAAUACCGGGAAUGGUGAUGAUUGGGCGGAAAAAUGGGCCAGCCGUGCCGCCAAAACCGCGCAAAAAUGGCCAGCAACAAGUUCCUCCUCAGGUCCCGAAAAGCUCAAACGUGAAGCAGUACUGUGAACCAUCGUUCUCCACACUGCUCGAAGGCCAAGCCACCAACCUUGACGAGCAUGCUUACACAAACGUAACGAACGCUACGAACGGAGCGACAAACACUGCCCGUGGCGGUAAGCUGGGGGCGCGUAAGGUCACCCUUGAUGAUGCCCUCGAGUUACAGCACGUCAAAGAAGCGCUGGAACAUCACAAACGUACGCUGGAAGCGAACCGCUCCAAGUCACUCCAGGGCCAAGGCCCGGAGCAUAGUAACACGGUGUACGAAAAUACACAACCAGCAUCGUACGCAGGCAGUUACGCAUCGGACGCAACGUACUCGAAUCUUCCCGGAGCGCCACAUCCCGGACAUCAGGGAGGAAAAAACAAUGAAGGACUGAUCUAUAGCAACAUAAUGCACAACACGAACCCAUCGAAACCGUUUCCUCAGCGACAAAUAUCGGAAGAAUUGCCACCGCCGCCGCCACAGGACAUGCCACUCCAGCUGACUUUGAAUGCACUCAACUUGGAGGAUAACGAUGAUGAAUUCCCACCACCGCCGAGUCCGGUCAGCUCGUCGUACAGCGAGCUAAGGCGAGCUACCGAUCUGCCACAUAUGGGUCGUCAAUCGCAACCCACGUACACGUUGGUGGGUCCCGGUGCUGGAGGUGUCGGUGCACCGGGAGGCCAGACAUACAGUAAUAUGGCUCCGGGAAGUCAAAUUUACGCCAACAACAUGCACCAUCAGUCACUGUACGGUACGUACGGCAUGAGUUCGCAAGGGUCGACCACGUACGAGUCGAUCUACGAACCGAUCAAUCCACGCCCUCCGAGUCAGAUGUCGGGACGAUCGAACUACUCGCUGUACGCGCCGUACGUCAACUCGCACGGUAUCAACAGUCCGAAUGAUAGCAUCAUAACGAGCGCCUCGCAGCAACAGCACCGGGGCCAUGGCGGUAACACGAUGUCCAAGGGUGCCGAAGUGGACACGCUCACGGAUCUGCUGGUACAAUCGAUACAGGACCAGGAAUCGUUCGGCACGUGCGUAAAGUGUGGCGAGCGUGUCGUCGGCGAAAAGACGGGCUGUACCGCGAUGGACAAGAUUUAUCACAUCGCUUGCUUUACGUGCCACCAGUGUCAGAUCAAUUUGCAGGGCAAACCGUUCUACGGACUGGACGGGAAACCGUACUGUAAGGAGGACUAUUUGAACACGCUGGAAAAGUGUUCCGUCUGCUUGAAGCCGAUCCUGGAGCGUAUUCUCCGUGCCACGGGCAAACCGUACCAUCCGCAGUGCUUCACGUGCAUCGUCUGUGGCAAAUCGCUGGACGGCAUCCCGUUCACGGUGGACGCCACGAACCAGAUACACUGUAUCGAUGAUUUCCACAAAAAGUUUGCGCCCCGCUGCUGCGUCUGCAAGCUGCCGAUUAUGCCCGGUCCGGGUGAGGACGAAACGGUGCGCGUGGUGGCGCUCGAUCGCAGCUUCCACAUCAACUGCUACAAGUGCGAGGACUGCGGGUUGGUGCUGUCGUCCGAAGCGGAAGGGCGCGGUUGCUAUCCGCUCGACGAUCACAUACUCUGCAAGAGCUGUAACGCCAAACGGGUGCAAACCCUCACCAGCCAUAUGACGACCGAGCUGUAGAACAGAUUUCACACCACUUUCACGCUAGUGCGGCUUCGCGCAAAAACCGAAGAACUCGUCGCAUCGCAAAAACAACAACAAAACAAACUCUUUGUACUUAAGCAGGGCUAAGUAGAGAUAGUUAAGCCACAAAAUUAAGCCGAUGCGUAAAACAGAUGCAACGAAAACAAAACAAAAAAGGCGAGAAGAAGUUUUAGUCAAAUUUUUGGUGUGUACACACACACACACACACCAAACGAAUUGAAUUAGCACAAAGCAUCAUCAUCGACUGGUUCAUGAUCUUUCCACACAUUCCACACACUUUUUGAAUGCAUUCCACUGUUUCUCGUAUCUCGUAUUUAUAGCUUUUAUUAUAUAUAGUGCGAUAUAUAUAUAUAUAUAGGACCCCGUUUCGCUGUCCAUUAGGAACUAGAUGGUUCUAGACGUUGCUGUUGUUUUCUUAACCAAGUUUAACCACCAUUCUCAUUACCAGGAAGUAGCGAAACUAGCUAGGAGGAGGAGGGUUACGGGAUAAAAUAACGACAACAAAACAAAAAAAACCCUAUGCGUGAUCAGUAAUUGUAGACAGCAACGGUUCAAUGUUGACAGGAUUAACCGUGCAUAGUACUAGUGUUUCUACUACUCUUUUAAACUAACCAUUCCUGCGACCUAGGAUUGUUGUCCAGAUAUGCAUUUAUUCGUCAGUAGCAAAGGAAAAAGCGUUGCGUGUUGCAACUACACACAUUUGCGUAAAACAGUUCGUGUCACUCUCUUGUAUGCGUGUGCUGAAGUUCAGACCGAUAGUUACAUCGUCGCAUAAAAAAGUAAUAGUCUAAAAGGGCAACAAUGAUGUUGAUAUUGCAUUUCUGUCGCUUUAAUAAACACUGUGGCAAAAAAUAA